This is a messenger RNA of Paramuricea clavata, 2830 nucleotides long. Lineage: Eukaryota; Metazoa; Cnidaria; Anthozoa; Malacalcyonacea; Plexauridae. The record is from the annotation of a GenBank genome assembly.
AUGCGAGUCCGGAGAAAGAAACUUAGGGGACAAGGAGGGGAAAUUACGGUUGCAACUCCGCAGAAUAUUGACAAGGUGAAAGCUGAGAUAAGGAAGAAGAUUUCAUCUGGCGAAUAUACUGUUGGGCAACAAAUUGCACCAAGAAAGGUCAGUGCCAAACAGUAUUAUUUUACUUCAUUGCUAUGAUAGACAGGGCCGAGAUUGAUAGACAGGAUAAAAAUAAUGCAAUAAUCAGAUGUACUGUAGAUUUCUCUAGGGUCUGAUCUAUUUACAGGGUCUGUAUUGUAAGUAAUUUGUUAAUCAUUAAUCUUGAAGCAAACGUUCCAUUCCAUUUUCAUCUCGAUUGUAGUAUGAAAAGAUGGCAUUAAAUGAAAAUGGAGAGAUAGUUAGAUCUGAGUUUGUUGUGGAAGGACGAAAGCAGCCUUUGGUCGAGAUUAGAGAACGAACAUUGAAAAGCCAGGAGAAGUACAUGCGACAACGAUGUGAUGACGAGUACGAUAAAAUGACAAGUGAAAGUUUGAUAACAUGUCUCAAAGCAAUAAACGAGUACCAUGAAGACGAAAAUGUGCAGUCGAUGCGGGAUAGGCUAAAAGAUAUUAGAGAGUUUUAGCUUGACGUUUACGGCAAAUGUCAAACCGCUAACAAAGUUUUUGAUUUUACAACUUUAUUAUAACAGCUUUUACACCAGUUUUGAAAUAUAUUAAACAAUUAUUAAACUUGUGUUCUUUAGCAAUGAUUUAAGGAAGCAAAUUAAUCACUAGUCACAUAUUCACCAAAGCAGUAAAUGAAGAUCUGGCAUUUGAAGUUUACGUUUGGGGUAUAAAUUUCAUGCUUGAACUGCUACGAAGGCUUGCAGUCGUUAAAGCAUGAAAUUUAUACGCCAAACGUAACCUUCAAACGCCAGAUCUUCAUUUACUGCUUUGGUGAAUACAUGACUAGUGGUUAAUUUGCUUUCUUAAAUCAUUGCUAAAGAACACAAGUGUAAUAAUUGUUUAAUAUAUUUCAAGACUGGUGUAAAAGCUGUUAUAAUAAAGUUGUAAAAUCAAAAACUUCGUUAGCGGUUUGACGUUUGCCGUAAACGUCAAGCUAAAACUCUCUAUUGAGAGAACAAGGCAUCUGAAAGUUUGGCAUGAUCUAUCAACGAUUGCUAACCACGGCCAUUUGGUUUUUAUGGUGUCAUCCCUAUAUGAUCCUGCAAUCCAUUACCUUGAUAGCGAGUACCAAAAUCUCACUGGCUGCAAAAACACAGACAUUCAAACGAAGGUGGAAACGCCGGAAGUCUACAUAGUUGUGCGGUCGGGAAGUUCAGAUGUUGAACAACUCACAUACGUUGAUACACGUCUGGAAUGUUUGGAAGAACUAAGCAUCGAUAUAAAGACUAGUGGUGGGAAUGAUGUCGCAGAUAAAAUGCGCUUCUUUCACGGUGACAGUCCUGCACGUCAACUGGAAUCAGGGCAGCAAAAAGGAGGAAACUUCUAUUGUUCUGGAUGUGGUGCAAAUGCACAACAGGCAUAUCAGCUGGACAUUUGCUUUUCUUGCCACUACCUGUCACUAAUAGAUCGGCAACAGUUGGUACUCGCUGGACCUCCUGGAAGAAAAAAUUCUCUGGCAAAAGCUCCCAAGCCAUUUCAAAAGUUAAAGAAAGAUGAACUUAUUCGAGAACUGAAUACCAGAGGAAUCUAUGAAGGGGAGUCAAAGAAAGAGCUUGAGAAGCUUUUGACAGAGGAACUCCACGGCGUUCAGAGAGUACCUGCUUUGCUUUACAACAACCCAACAGCUACCCUGGAAUCCAUCAACUGUGACAAGUAUGAAAUACUUAGUUUUGAACCCCUCCACGACAUACAUUAACAGUAUAUAACCAGUUGUGCAAAAUCACAAAAGAAUGAUAAAUAAAUAAACACAAAGAAUAUAAAAUAAGCACAAAAUAGAAACAAGCUAACAAAUUACCUGUUAUUUUUGACAUUACAGAUAGUACAGGCUGUUCAAGAGUUGAAAGUUCAGUUGUAUCAGAUCCUACAACAUUGGAGAAAACUAUUAAUAUUACUGGUACGUACUGUUCAAAACUUAGGGUCUGUUUAUAUAAUCCUCCCUAGACAGGAUGUUUCCAUUGCGAUGAAGCCAUUUAAGUGCUUGACAUCAUAUUUUUUGUUGCAAUAAAGGCAACAUGCAUGUUCAAAAGGGAAAAGUUCAUCCCACCUUAUAAUUAUAGGAGUUUUUCAUCCCGGCUUGGCGGGAUGAAGUGUUUAUUUUUCAUCUCGUUGAGGCGGCAUCUGUUGCCAAGAUCCUGUCUAGGCGGGAUAAAUGGCAGGAUCAUACAAACACUCUUUCGAAUUUGUAUUACGAGCAGGAUCUUGGUAAGCAUCCAGUCCUGCCUGGUGGGAAUCAUAUAAUCAGGCCCCCUUAUUAAUUAGUACUGGUAAAAUCUUGUCCAGAGAGCUUUACUUGUACACUUAUACACAAUGACUCUAUAGUCACGAGUUAUUGAUAUAUUCACAGCACACAGUUGUGCUGCAUUCUCAGAAAAAUAUAAAUACAUGUGUCUUAGAUUAUCAAGUCACAUGUACAUUAAUUUGUUACAGGUAGCACAAGCUGCUCAAGAGUUGCAGUUGUUACAAAUCCUGGAACCGCAAUGCCAAAUUCUGGUACAAUGGGUAAUGACACAUGUGUGACAAAGUUAGGAAAAGGAAUUGAGUUUGUUCUUGGGAAGUCAGCUGAAGUUUUAGAAUUUGACAAAGCACGGCAGAAACAUAAGCAGUCACCUUCUGAUAAGUUCAUUCUUGACAAGUUUAUUUAUGAAAAGGGUGGCUGUUAUGGAGGUCAAAAUUUCUAA